Messenger RNA from Cyclopterus lumpus (lumpfish), 4402 nucleotides. Its product is annotated as oocyte zinc finger protein XlCOF7.1-like. NCBI's taxonomy places the organism in Eukaryota, Metazoa, Chordata, Actinopteri, Perciformes, Cyclopteridae. Gene Ontology annotation, biological process: regulation of cytokine production; regulation of immune system process; negative regulation of transcription by RNA polymerase II. Bases 194 to 3949 code for a protein of 1251 amino acids. The transcript has 2 exons. The record is from RefSeq and is a predicted model, not a curated record.
GGAAGUAGUGUGAGUGUUUCCGGGUCGCACACUUAGCAAGUCAGCUAAGUGGAAAUGAAGACACAAACACGGCGUACUUUUCUUUAGUCUUCUUCGACUCCAUCUGUAGAACAUGUCCACAUUGCAGGAUGCUCAACAUGAAUCCAGACGGCGGCUCGCGGACCUCUGAUUGGACGUUUGGAGACAUCCGGAUAUGAAAAGGAGCAAAGUGCUGGAUGUUGUUUUAAAGGCCGACAUGGAGCUGCGGAGAGAAGCAGACGUCCAGCAGCGGUUGGUGGUUCAAGAAGAGGGUCCUCCUGAGCAGCAGGACUGGAGCUCCAGUCUGGACCAGGAGGACCCAGAGCCCCCACACAUUAAAGAGGACCAGGAGGACCCAGUGCCCCCACACAUUAAAGAGGAACAGGAGGAACUCUGGAUCAGUCAGGAGGGAGAGCAGCUUCACGGUCUGGAGGAGGCUGGUAUCAGGUUCUCAUUCACUCCUCUGAAGAGUGAAGAGGAAGCUCAGUCCUCUCAUCUUCAUCACAGACUAACUGAAGACAUGGAAACAGAAGGUGAUGGAGAGGACUGUGGAGGACCAGAACCAGACAGGAAGUCAGAUCCACAUAGACGUCUAGAACCUGAUACUGAGACUUCAGACUCAUCUGAAUCUGAGCCUGAAGAAGACUGGACGGAUCCUGAAAGAAAACUGUUUCACUGCUCUGUGUGCGCUAAAACAUUUAAACAGAGGGGAAAUCUGAACAUACACAUGAGGACUCACACAGGAGUGAAACCGUUCAGUUGCUCCGUGUGCAGUAAAAGGUUCACCCAGAAAGCAGGUCUGGACUACCACUUGAAAAUCCACACGGGAGAGAAACCGUUCAGUUGCUCCAUUUGUGGUAAAAGCUUUCGACACAAAGGCGCCGUGACGUCCCACAUGGCAACGCACACAGGAGUGAAACCGUUCAGCUGCGGUGUUUGUAACAAAAGGUUCAGGGCCACGUCGCAGCUCAAAGUCCAUAAGUGUGUCGGUGAGUACUCGCGGCGCCACAGAGGCCAAGAAGACGAGCGCCACAAACCGCUGAGCUGCUCUGAAUGUGACGUGAUGUUUCCCAACAAUUACCUCCUGGUGACCCACAUGAGGAUGCACAAAGGAAAGAAACUGUUCACCUGCUCCAUUUGUGGUCAGAAACGCCAGUUUAGUUCACAUCUGGAGAUACACAUGAGAACCCACACCGGAGAGAAACCCUUCAGCUGCUCUGUUUGCGGUAAAAGAUUUUCUCAGAGGGGAAUUAUGUCGCAACACAUGGCGGUUCAUUCGGGGGUGAAACCCUUCAGCUGCACUGUGUGUGGCAGAAGAUUCUUUUGGCAUUUUCAGAUAAAAAAACACAAAUGUCUUGGUGAGUUGUCACAGUUUAGAGGAACUGGCUUUAAUGGAGAAGACUGUGGAGAACCAGACAGGAACUUACAUGCAGAACCAGAUAAAGAGACUGAACCGUAUUCUGAACCUGACGACAGUGUUGACGUUGAGUUUUGGAAAGAGACCAGGAAACAUCAGUCAGGGUUUACUUACCAGAGAAAUAAAAAGGUCUCUGUAAAUGAUGGACUUAAUAGCAAGAAACCAUUCAGCUGCUCUGAUGACACGACUGAAAGUGAACCCAAGACUGAUGACAGAGUGGAUGGGGAUCCACCUCCAUCAGGUCCAAAGCAUCUGAACGGUGAGGAGGUCUCUGUCAGAGAUACAGGACUUAACACUGACAUGAAACCGUUCAGCUCCUCUGAGUGUCAGGAAAGAUCUGAAGACCGUCUCACUCUGCUGACACACAAGGGCCCUCCCACAGAGGAGAAACCAUUCCGCUGCUUGUUUUGUGGGAAAGGAUUUGCGACAGCAGGAUACUUGUCGAGACACAUAUCUGUCCAUACGGGAGAGAAGCCGCUCGGCUGCAUUGUUUGUCAGGAGAGAUUCUCUCUGGAGUCGCACCUCGUAAGUCACGAGUGUGUCGGCGAGUCCUCGCAGCUCCAUGACGACGACGCGUUGGUCGGCAUCCCUCAGAGCGGCGGCGGGUUGAACCCGAAGCACCAGCUGCAGGUUCCCGUGAGACUUCACACAGGGUUGAAACCGUUUGGCUGCUCGGUUUGCGGGAGAACGUUUGCCGAGCGUGAAAGUUUACAGUCACACAUGACGUGUCACUCGGGGGAGAAACCUUUCCGCUGCUCUCUGUGCAACACGGGAUGCAGCGACAGCGAGUCUUUAGUUCAACACAUGAGGAUCCACGCCAGACAAACGCAGUUUAGUUGCACCGUUUGUGGAAAAGAAUUUGCUUGGAGAAGACAUCUGGAAAAACACCUGGAAGUCCACUCGAGGGACAAAGUCUACAGCUGCAGAUAUUGUGACCAAAGAUUCAGUUGGCAUUAUCAACUGAAAUAUCAUAUAUGUGUCGGUCAUCGGUCCUCACAGCUUCAUCACACUGAGGAGAACCGAGAGGCAGAACCUCCAGCCAGCAGCUCAACUGAACACAUGGAAACAGAAGCUGAUGGAGAGGACUGUGGAGGACCAGAACCAGACAGGAACUCGGGACCUGAUGACAAAACUCAAGACUUUUCUGAACCUGAGACUGAUGACAGUGCCGACAGUGAUUUUUGGGAAGAGAGCUGUGGACGUCUGUCGGGUUUAAACUCUCUGAGCGAUGAAACAUUUACCAACCACCACAGAAGAAGUCAUACAGGAGGGGAACUGUCCACAGAAGGAGGAAGUCUUAGCGGGCACAUGGACCCAGAGCCCCCACACAUGGAGGACCAGGAGGACCCAGAGCCCCCACACAUUAAAGAGGACCAGGAGGACCCAGAGCCCCCACACAUUAAAGGGGACCAGGAGGACCCAGAGCCCCCACACAUUAAAGAGGACCAGGAGGACCCAGAGCCCCCACACAUUAAAGGGGACCAGGAGGACCCAGAGCCCCCACACAUUAAAGAGGACCAGGAGGACCCAGACCCCCCACACAUUAAAGGGGACCAGGAGGACCCAGUGCCCCCACACAUUAAAGAGGAACAGGAGGAACUCUGGACCAGUCAGGAGGGAGAGCAGCUUCAAGGUCUGGAGGAGGCUGGUAUCAGGUUCUCAUUCACUACUGUGAAGAGUGAAGAUGAUGAAGAGGAAGCUCAGUCCUCUCAUCUUCAUCAAAGACAAACUGAACAGAUGGAAACAGAAGCUGAUGGAGAGGACUGUGGAGGACCAGAACCAGACAGGAACCCAGAUAGACAUCUAGAACCAGACAGGAAGUCAGAUCCAGAACCAGACAGGAAGUCAGAUCCAGAACCAGACAGGAAGUCAGAUCCAGAACCAGAUACUAAUGACAGUGUUGAUAGUGAUUUUUGGAAGGAGACCAGAGAACCUCAGUCAGUUUUAAACUCUCUGAAACAUAAUCAAGUCUCUGACGCUAUUAUGGGAUGUCAUUCUGUCAACAAAGAUGUCGGAAUGUCCGAGUGUCUUGAACCCGACAGCGACGACAGCGUUGACAGUGACUUCUGGAAAGACAACAGGAAGUCGAGUCUAAACUCUCUGAACAGUAACGAAGUUCCCGAAUGUGAAACGAGAUACAUCGUCACGAAACCGUACAGCUGCACCGAGUGCGGGAAAAGAUUUCACCACGACUACAAUCUGAAGAACCACAUGAAGUACCACACGGGGGAGAAGGCCUUCUUCUGCUCCGUCUGCGGCCUGAAGUGUCUUUACAAAUCCCACCUGGAGAUCCACAUGAGAACCCACACCAGGGAGAAGCCGUUCCCGUGCCCAGUUUGUGGUAAGAAGUAUGCGCACAAGGCCAGCAUGCAGUCCCACAUGGCCGUCCACACGGUGGAGAACCAGUACAGCUGCAGCGUCUGUGGCAAAGGCUUCGCUUGGUUCACGGAGCUGAAAUACCACCAGUGCGUUGGCGAGUCCUCGUUAUGCUCCGACUGGACAGAAACCGCGUAGCCGUGACGGCGCUCGUCCGUUUUUAUACAUAAGAGACGAAUCUUCAUAAUGUCUUAAUGUCAAAAAAAGAAAAAAAUGAUCCAGUUCUCAGGAUUUGAUCCAAUAAAGCAGCAUCGUCACGAUUGAGAAGCUGCGCAGAAAAAUAAAUGCAUUCUGUUUUUGAGUCGGUUGAGAAAUUGAAAUAACAAUUGUUGUUGUUGUUGUUGUUUGUAUAAACAUAGUUUUCCCUUCUUCGGUCCAUCUUUUGAUUUAAUUUGAAAGGUAAUUCUGUUUAUUAUAUGAACAAACUCAUAAAUGUUGUCAUUCAUUCCUCACUGUAAGUUUUAUAUGAACACUCAAACCACAGAGGAAGAUUCUGAUGACAAUAAACGCGACCUUUGACCUCUCGGUGAACUUCCUGUCGAUAUCUGUUUUAAAGCUUCAUCACACUUAAAUAACUGCAUGUUCCAGCUG